AAUUUGAUUCUCUCCGGAACAAGCGGAGAGCGAGAAUGCCACACUAAGUUCACGACAGUUAACUCGAUCACAGCCAGUUGAUCUCAGUUCGUUCGGUGAUUUGGUAACUCCUCAAUUUUGUUUAAGUAAUCUUAAAAUUUAACUAUCAACAAUGGAAGUUAAAUCGUUCCGAACAAUCGGAUUUGUGUACCUUGUACUUUGUUGGAUAUUUUCCACCUUGGGAGUUAUCUACUCUUUCCUUCACAUUGUUGUGGGCAAGCCAUAUUGUGUCAAUAUUUUGUGUUAUGAGGACAAAAUAAGCUCCGGGAUCGUAACGCUAUGCAUGGUUGGAUUUGUUCUGUCAACUGUGUUUCUUGCAUUUGUUAAGAGCGCAAUUGAAGAGGCAAACGCAUCCUUCAUCAGCAUCUAUCGACCGAUUGUUCAACUCCGCAAUGUGCCUCUGAUAGCGUUGUGGUGCUAUCAGUAUGUCAUCCUAGAGUUGGAAAGGGCUCACGGAAACACAUCGUCGAAAAUACGGAAUGCAGAAUAUCUCGCCUUGGCACUAUUAGUCGGAACGACAGUCAUCACCGGUUUGGAGCUGUGGGUUCUCAACGGCAUCCAGAGAUUAUCGAAGCAGAAGCUGGUGGAAGAUGUGGAAGAUUGCAAGGAAGCGUCUUGAAGUAUGUUACAUGUUGAGAAAAAGGUCGAAGAGUGAUACAGUUGGUUUGGAUAAUAUUACUUUGAUAUGUUCAAAAAAUGGAAAUUGAGGAGGUGAGAAGCAAAGGGGUGUAAGUGAAAAAAAUACACUUUUGAAAAAUUUUGAGUUUAAAGCUCUUUCAGCAAAUUUAAUUCCACAAAAAAUGUUUAUGAACCAAAAAACAGGCAAAUCAUUUAUUUUUUUUUUCGAUGGACGGAAAAUCACUUGAAAAAACAAUGAAAAGUAUGGAAACAGCACAAUUUUUCAGUAAACUCAACUGAAAAUCGACCUAAAUUUCUCUUUUACCCCUUUGCGUUAGGAUCCCUCAAUUAUCAUUCCAUUGCAUUCAAAUGUAAGGAGACGUGUAAUAUUCUUUACAGCUUAGUUUUCUUUGUCAUGGGGAGUUUCUAAAACAUUAAUGACCUUAAAUUCUGAUGCUUUUUGUCUGCUUAUGAACGCACUUAAUUGCAAUUAGGCCAAAAAAAACCCCUUCACAUAAUAAGGGAAACAAAUAAUUGCCGAAAUUAGUGCAAGUUUCAAUAUCUCACAAUUAUUCAAGCAGUAAGUAAAACUUACUGUUUGUAAAUAUAAACAU
This is a messenger RNA of Aedes aegypti (yellow fever mosquito), 1271 nucleotides long. RefSeq lists its product as uncharacterized. The transcript has 4 exons. The record is from RefSeq and is a predicted model, not a curated record. Bases 152 to 658 code for a protein of 168 amino acids. NCBI's taxonomy places the organism in Eukaryota, Metazoa, Arthropoda, Insecta, Diptera, Culicidae.